UCAGUUCAUACACGGCUGUCGCAGCGGUGAACCUCCGGAGGAAGAGUCGCGACCUUCGCACCCGCAGCGCCGCGCCGAUUUCCCGGGCUACCCGAGAAAAUCGCCGCGGCAUCAUUCAGGAGGCAGGGGAGGAAUCCGAGCCCGCCGUCCUUGCCUUUACACGACGCUAGUAAUCAUCCAUGCAAGGCAGCGUCCCUCUCUACAAUCUUAUUUCAAAAUAAACGAGCUGCAAUAACGACGAGUCGAUUAUCAUCGUUUGAGCUGGCGAGAAGCGUUUGCUGCCAAGUCCCGUGGCGCUUCGGUCGCAAAACUCCUGGAGCGUCAAUUGAGCCGAGUCGACCUCGGUAGCUGCCUGGCGUACUAUCACAGGGCCAAGGAUUCGUCGCCAUCGCCACGAGUUGGGCGCGUACUUAGGAGUGGCACGUCGCCGGCCGCGAUCGUGGCGCACUAGAUCCCGAUCCCGUCUCGCCGGGGGCAGCGGGAUGUCGCGGGCAGUCCCGCUUACGCUGCUCUUGGCGAUCGCGGGCGCGGCCGCCCUCAGCUGCCCGGAUAGCCGGCAGUGCUACUGCUUUGAGGAGUCGGCGAGCGAGCAGCGGGUCCACUGCGCCGCUGGCAACGGGACCACGGCCGCCGCCUUCGACCUGACGCUGCGCCGUCACGAGCGGCUCCUGGUCGAGUGUACCGGUGGUCCGGAUUGGGCCGACUUCCUCCUGGGCUCGCCCCUCGACGUCGGAUCCGUGAAGACGCUCGUGUUCGCCUAUUGCGCCCCGCCCGGAUCCGAGCAUAGCCCCAGGGUCGCCGGCUUGCUUGGGACCCGAGACGUCGAGGUUCUCAGGUUCAACGGGCUCAACGGCUCCCUCGGCAGACACGAUCUCGCCGACUAUCCGAGCGUCAAGAACCUCGCACUUUCCAACAACAAUUUGACGGGCGUGGGUGCUGACCUUCUUCGAGAUCUCCCCUCCCUGAGAUUGUUGGAGCUGCGCAGUACCAAUAUCCAAUUGCCGACCGGUUUCUUCGAUAACUCAUCGUCCUUACGCAUUUUGGAGCUCGGCAGCAAUCAGCUGCGACAGCUGGAGCCAGGCACCUUCGACGGCUUACACAAGCUCGAGCUGCUAAACCUUUGGAAAAAUGACUUUCGCAAGCUCGAAGCCGACGUCUUCCGCGGCCUCAAUACCCUGCAAUCUCUUGAUCUCAAUCAGAAUGGACUGAAAACUCUGCCGGCCGAUAUUUUUAAGGAUCUGGAGAACCUGGAGUUAGUGAAUCUCAAUUCGAAUAAUUUUACGUCGCUGCCGCAAGGCUUGUUCCGUACGAACCUAAAGCUUCGCGUGGUUAAGCUCCAAUACAACAAGCGCAAUCUCACAGAACUACCCGAUGGUCUCUUUGCGAAUCUCACGGCUCUCAAGUCGAUCCUAAUCACGCGUAACGGCUUGCUAAGACUGCCCGAGGAUCUUUUCUGGGGCUCCACGAGUCUAAGGAAUCUCACCAUCGAUAGAAAUUACCUGACGACUCUGCCACGUAGAAUCUUCCAGAAUGCCACGGAACUCUACAUUCUCAGCUUAUCCUUCAACGACCUAAAAGAACUUCCCGAUGGGAUAUUCGAAGCUACCUCGAAGCUAGCCAAGCUCGACUUGUCCAAGAAUCAUCUUACAUCGAUAAACGACCGCAUGCUGGUAGGACUGGAAUCUCUACGAAUGCUUAAUCUGGAAAACAACGACCUGACGUACAUUCACGUGAAUGCCUUUAGCUUCCUUGGCAAUUUGCGUGUAGCGAAAUUUGCCUACAACCGACUGACCUUGCGCACCGGACUCUAUGACAUCUUUGGUCACAUUUCACCGUUUCAUCACUGCCACUCCCUGGAGGAGCUAUACCUUGCCCAUAAUAAUGUCACCGAGAUGCACAGUGACUGGAUAGUUAGCAAUACGAGGCUACGUGUGCUCGAUCUCAAGUACAAUUCCUUCAAUUAUUUGGAAACGGAGGACCUGCAGUUCAUUUCGAGCAGCGUGAGCGUGGAUCUGCGCCACAAUAACAUCUCGCGGGUGGUGCUAGCGCGGCUCGAGCUGAUGGCGGCCAACCAGAGUGCCCCACGUGACGUCAUCGUCGACAUUGCCGAUAAUCCAAUACGUUGCGACUGCGAGGUAUACGAGCUGCUGCGCUACCUGAACGGCGACAUGCAUCCUUACGUACAGAACUACGUGCACUUGAGGCCGGGCAACUUGAGCUGCGAGAGUCCGGACUACAUACGGGGGGCACAGGUGUUCGAGCUGAAGGCCAAGUCGCUGAAAUGCCUGGUGGAGAGCGAGCAGCCGCGGCCCGGAGAUCCAUGCUCGCCGAGCGGCGGCGCCUGCACCUGCUGGCUGAGACCCGAGGACCGGGCGUUACUCCUUGAUUGCGCAGCCAGGAACCUGACGAGACCGCCGGAGUGGAUAGACGCGCGGGCCGUCGCCAAAGUCGAGCUCGACCUGACAAUGAACGAGCUCAAGGAGCCACCCUCCAUGUACAAGAAGGGCUACGAGAAGGUGACGAGCCUCAACCUCGCCAAGAACCGGAUUUCCGUCGUCGACGAGAGACUGCUUUCCCCCAAUCUCAAGACUCUCCUCCUCGACGGCAACAAUCUCACCUCCAUUGAUUCGAAGAUCUUGGAUAGACUCUCGAACUCGUCCCACAUAACGAAGCUCACGCUCCACGACAAUCCAUGGCGGUGCGACUGCAACUCCCGUAACCUUCUGUCCUUCAUUCAAUCCAACUCGCUCGACGUACCCGAGCUUCUGCGCGUCACCUGCUCCAACACCAACGUCUCGCUCUCGAACAUCGCCCUGUCGGAGCUCUGCACCUCGAACAACGACACGGCGAUCCUCGUCUGCUCCAUGGUGAGCCUCCUGGGGCUGCUGGUCGGCGGCGGGGCAGCCCUCUACUUCCGCUUCCAACGGCAGAUAAAGGUCUGGCUAUUCUCGAAGAGCCUCUGCCUGUGCCUCGUGAGCGAGGAGGAGAUCGAUCGGGACAAGAGGUACGACGCCUUCAUCAGCUACUCGCACAAGGACGAGGAGUUUGUGGUUAAGGAGCUGGUGGGGAGGCUGGAGGAGGGACCCCGGCCCUAUCGACUCUGUAUUCACGUGCGCGACUGGUUGGCCGGCGAGUGGAUACCUACGCAGAUCGCACGGAGCGUCGAGGAGUCCAAGCGCACGAUCGUCGUACUCUCGGCCAACUUCAUCGAGAGCGUCUGGGGCAGACUCGAGUUCCAGGUCGCCCACAAGCAGGCCCUCAGCGAGCGUCGCGCCCGCGUCAUCGUCGUCCUUUACGGCGACAUCGGGCCCACCGAGAAGCUCGACCCCGAGCUCCGGGCCUACCUGCAGAUGAACACUUACGUCAAGUGGGGCGACCCCUGGUUCUGGCAGAAGCUCCGCUACGCGAUGCCACACACGCGGACUGGUUCGGAGCACUCACAUUCCAAUGGCAUCCUCGGAAAGGGGAUUGUCGCUAACGCGAAAGCCAGAGAAGGAAAGCUCGCCUUCGCCGAGGACGUGCGCCGUAACCAGACCUUCGUCGAUACGGUCAAGGGCAUCGACAAGAACUUGAACGGCGGCUUCGAUAUUGGACCACCCCAAUGCACGACAGUCUAAUUGUUAUUUUACUUUUAUUCGCAUUGCAUUUCAUUGCUACCCUCGACAAAUAUUCUUUGAGCUGACGAUAUUGUGGACGAUAAGUCGAUUACUUAAAGAAUUGCUUUUGGACAAACGAAUGUUAAAAUGUCGUAAUGCAUGACGUUUAUAUAACUUUAAUAACUAUACUCUCGAUUCUGUCAGAUUUUCAUCUACAUUAUCGGUAUUGCCUUUGUAAAUGAAGCUUGAGAGCCGGUGAGGGAGUGCGUGAGUGAGUGAGUGAGUG
Molecule: messenger RNA, 3882 nt
Organism: Ceratosolen solmsi marchali
Lineage: Eukaryota; Metazoa; Arthropoda; Insecta; Hymenoptera; Agaonidae
Product: protein toll-like
Exons: 8
Coding region: 483-3617 (1044 amino acids)
Biological process (GO): signal transduction
Cellular component (GO): plasma membrane
Molecular function (GO): signaling receptor activity; protein binding
Source: RefSeq, a predicted model, not a curated record